CUCUGCCUCAUUAUACUCUCUAUCCCAAAACAGAGACUUUACACACAAACAACAGAUAAUGGGGGGGAAAGUUGGCGUCGCUCUAGCUCUCAUGCUCCUCACACUCUUCUCCUCUUCGUCGCGUGUUGACUCGAGAAUCCGACACUAUAAGUUCACGGUGGUGAGGAAGAACACGACGAGGCUGUGUGCGAGCAAGCCCAUCAUCACGGUGAACGGAAAAUUCCCGGGGCCCACUCUCUAUGCACGGGAAGAUGAUACAGUCAUUGUUAGAGUUGUGAACCAUGUCACAGACAAUGUCACAAUACACUGGCACGGUGUUCGGCAGCUCCGGACGGGGUGGGCCGACGGGCCGGCUUAUAUCACGCAGUGCCCGAUCCAAACAGGUCAGAGCUACAUUUACAAGUUUACCCUGACGGGGCAGAGAGGGACUUUGCUUUGGCAUGCGCAUAUCAACUGGCAGAGAGCCACGGUGCACGGCGCCAUCGUGAUCCUGCCGAGGCUCGGAGUUCCGUAUCCAUUUCCCGAGCCUCACAAGGAAGAGAUCAUCAUAUUAGGAGAGUGGUGGAAGGCGGAUGUGGAAGCUGUGAUCAACCAAGCCAUGCAAGCAGGCCUACCGCCAAACGUAUCCGAUGCACACACCAUCAAUGGCCUUCCCGGCCCUUCUCCAAAUUGCUCUUACGCAGGGUAUAGUCUCCAUGUAGAGAGCGGGAAAACAUACCUCCUACGCAUUAUAAACGCAGCAGUAAACGAAGAGCUCUUCUUCAAGAUCGCCGGGCACCACCUCACCGUCGUCGAAGUCGACGCCGCCUACACGAAGCCCUUCAAAACCGACACCGUGUUCAUCGGGCCGGGCCAGACCACCACGGCCCUCCUCGCCGCCGACCGGCCCGCCGGCAACUACAUCAUCGCCAUCUCCCCCUUCAUGGACACCAUCGUCGCCACCGACAACCAGAUCGCCACCGCCACCCUCCGCUACGACGGCGCCGCCCCCUCCGCCGCCGCCGCCGCCGUCGCCGCCGACAUCCCCGCCCGCAACGCGACGGCGGUCACGGCCGCGUUCAUGGACGGCCUCCGGAGCCUCAGCCCCGGCGGCGGCGCCGUCCCGGCCGGCGACGUCGACCACUCGCUCCUCUUCGCCAUCGGCGUCGGCGUCAACCCGUGCGCGUCGUGCGCCAACGGCAGCCGCGUGGUGGCCGGGAUCAACAACGUGAGCUUCGUGAUGCCGGCGACCGCGCUGCUGCAGGCGCGGUACUACAACGUGACCGGGGUGUACACGGCGGACUUUCCGGCGGCGCCGCCGGCGCCGUACGACUACACCGGGGCGGCGCCGGCGAACAUGCGGACGACAACGGGGACGAGGGUUUACCGAGUGGAGUACAACGCGACGGUGCAGAUCGUGCUGCAGGGGACGGCGGUGAUAGCGCCGGAGAGCCACCCGACGCAUCUGCACGGAUUCAAUUUCUACGCCGUGGGGAGAGGAGUUGGGAAUUAUGAUCCGAUUAAUGAUCCAAAGAGGUUUAAUCUUGAUGAUCCUGUUGAGAGGAACACCAUAAGUGUGCCUACCGGUGGAUGGACUGCUAUAAGGUUUAGGGCUGAUAAUCCAGGAAUGUGGUUUUUGCAUUGCCAUUUGGAAGUGCACACAACAUGGGGGCUUAAGAUGGCAUUUUUGGUGGAAAAUGGGAAAGGCCCAAAUCAGUCAAUCUUGCCUCCUCCAAAAGAUCUUCCAAAAUGUUGAUCACCAUUUUGUAAAUAUUUUAUUUGAGGACAGCUUUUUGAACUUUUGGGAGUGAAGAUAAUCAUGCUGCACUUCAAUAAACCACACAAAUACCAGAAAAGGGAAAAAAAUUGUUUUAUGUAUCAUUUGCAUUUAAUUUGUUUAUUUGUGAUCUUGUACAUGGUUGUAGGCUUGUAGCAAGUUUUCAUUAUUUUGUGGAGCCACAAAUGAAUAAAGUUUGGGCUGUAACUUAUGCAUCUUUUUUCAUAGGGAGAAAAAAAAUAAAAUAUUUGUUUCCAUAUUA
Messenger RNA from Salvia miltiorrhiza (redroot sage), 2018 nucleotides. Its product is annotated as laccase-22-like. Gene Ontology annotation, biological process: lignin catabolic process. Lineage: Eukaryota; Viridiplantae; Streptophyta; Magnoliopsida; Lamiales; Lamiaceae. Gene Ontology annotation, molecular function: copper ion binding; hydroquinone:oxygen oxidoreductase activity. Bases 59 to 1735 code for a protein of 558 amino acids. The transcript is spliced from 5 exons. The record is from RefSeq and is a predicted model, not a curated record. Gene Ontology annotation, cellular component: apoplast.